GCUUCCUGUGUUGUUAUGAAUGUAGCUCAAGCUUCGCUUGUUGUUUUAUGCUCUUUCAUGUUAUUUCGCUGUUUCCCGCAAAUUUAUCGCCAAUUUCCGCGAUUUUAUUCGCCAGCCAUUACCAUGAGGUACCUCAAUCAGUCAGAGGCCCAGAAUAUUGACCAGGAGUUGUUUAACGAGUAUGCAUUCAGCGUGGAUCAGUUGAUGGAGUUGGCUGGAUUGAGUGUAGCAGUGGCGAUAUCUAAAGCUUACCCCAGGACAGGCGAUGGGGAAAGACUAUUGGUGUGUAGUGGGCCGGGGAAUAACGGAGGAGACGGCUUGGUUGCGGCUAGACACCUGAAGAUGUUUGGGUACCAGCCAGAGAUAUACUACCCCAAGAGGCCUAACAGAACACUUAUGAAUAAUUUGGUCACUCAAUGUGAGAAGAUGGAGAUAAGCUUCCUUACCGAUCUGCCGUCAGCCCAAGAGAUGAACUUCAAGUACAGACUUGUGGUUGAUGCUAUUUUUGGGUUCAGUUUUAAAGGGGAAGUUAGAGCUCCAUUUGACAAUGUGCUGAAGACACUGAAGAAUGUGAAGAUCCCACUGUGUGCAGUGGAUGUGCCGUCAGGCUGGGAUGUAGAGAAAGGGAACCCUGAAGGUAUUCAGCCAGAAUUUCUAAUCUCCCUCACAGCUCCCAAGCUUUGUGCAAAUCACUUUAAGGGGCGUUUCCACUACCUAGGUGGGCGAUUCGUGCCAGACCUGCUUCUUAAAAAGUACGAACUGGAACUCCCAGACUUCCCUGGUACAGACCCAUGUGUAUUGCUAGAGUAAAUUCACAGUGAAACAAAACACCAGUCAUUGCAAGUUGUCACAAGUCAACAUAUCAUCGCUGUUGCAUGUUUUGUUUUUUUGGACAGCUUGAAGUUUGUUUGGCUACCAGCUUGUGUCCACUUGCAUUUACUUGUGUUGGAUUUGAACAUGUUCAGAUUUUGAGUGCAAGUUUGCCAACUUGCGUUCACUUGCAUCUCAUUUGGCCUCCCAAUGCAAGUGAUUGCAAUACUUCGCAAGUAAAUAAAAAGUUUUUCAUCUUGAAUUUUCUCAAAUUUGGUGAUAUCAUAAAGUAAGGUCUCUCGAACUAUUUAUUUCUAUAUCAAGUAUUUUUGGGACAAUACAUUUUACUUUAUAUAAAUUUUUGGCUAGAUUUUGUUUUCCAUCUUGCUUGCUUGCACUGGCGUUGCUGUUGUCCGCAAUCUUAAAAAGUCAACUUGCAGCAAAACUUAUGUUUCGUUUCGCCACUUAAUCACAAGGUAGCCAAGUCCACUAAAGUCAAAAACUUGUGACAACUUGUGCUGGCUUGCAUUUUGUUUGCCAGGGCUUUUAAAAAGCCACAAUUUAUAUGAUGAAAGGUCAUCACAGAAUAAUAUUUUGCUCUAAGUGCUUAGUGACAAUGCAAAACAAGUGGCAUUUAAAAUGUAUUCUCAAAGAGACAAUGGUGCUGGAUUGUAUUCUUAUAUGUAAAAAAUAAAAGUAGACCCCUACUUA
Messenger RNA from Nematostella vectensis (starlet sea anemone), 1521 nucleotides. Its product is annotated as NAD(P)H-hydrate epimerase. Gene Ontology annotation, cellular component: mitochondrion. Lineage: Eukaryota; Metazoa; Cnidaria; Anthozoa; Actiniaria; Edwardsiidae. The transcript has 3 exons. The coding region runs from base 16 to 810 and encodes 264 amino acids. Gene Ontology annotation, molecular function: NAD(P)HX epimerase activity. The record is from RefSeq and is a predicted model, not a curated record.